Molecule: messenger RNA, 853 nt
Organism: Abrus precatorius (Indian licorice)
Lineage: Eukaryota; Viridiplantae; Streptophyta; Magnoliopsida; Fabales; Fabaceae
Product: GDSL esterase/lipase CPRD49-like
Exons: 6
Coding region: 15-788 (257 amino acids)
Molecular function (GO): hydrolase activity, acting on ester bonds
Source: RefSeq, a predicted model, not a curated record
UGUGGAAGUGAGAGAUGGUAGGGCCAGUGAGGCCUCAAUUUGUGCUGUUUGGUUCAUCCAUAGUUCAGUUCAGUUAUAGCAAUGAAGGUUGGGGUGCCAUUCUUGCCGACUUGUAUUCUCGCAAGGCAGAUAUCAUUUUGCGAGGAUAUGCUGGUUGGAAUUCAAGGCGAGCUUUGCAAGUUCUAGAUAAAAUAUUUCCCAAGGAUGCUACUAUUCAGCCAUCUUUGGUAAUUGUGUACUUCGGGGGUAAUGAUUCCACUCAUCCAGAUCCAUUCGGCCUUGGUCUUCAUGUACCCCUCCAAGAAUACAUUGAAAAUAUGAGGAAGAUUGUUACCCAUCUUAAGAGCCUUUCAAAGAAGACUCGCAUAAUACUUCUCAGUUCUCCUCCCAUCAAUGAGGCACAAAUGCAUGAAACAUUCAGCAAAAUAUUAGGGCAAUUGAAAAGGACAAAUGAAUCUUGUCAUAUAUAUUCAGAAGCAUGUUUGGAGCUAUGUCAUGAGAUGAAUGUCAAGGCUAUUGAUCUUUGGUCUACACUCCAACAAAGGCAUGAUUGGUUAGAUGUUUGCUUCACGGAUGGAAUUCAUUUGUCAUCUGAGGGGAACAAGAUAGUGGCAAAAGAGAUAUUGAAGGUUCUUGGAGAAGCUGACUGGGAACCUAGUCUUAACUGGAAGUCAAUGCCAAUUGAAUUUGCAGAAGAAUCACCAUAUGAUCCAAUUGGUGCAGAUGAAGAAAAGACUAAUAUAUAUGUCUCUAAUUGUAGCUUCCAUGGAAGUUCUCAACUGGAAUAGAGUUUUUGUACAUUUUCAAACUACCAAAACCUUCAUAAUUUGAAGAGCCAUGAGUCACAAACUAG